Molecule: messenger RNA, 9349 nt
Organism: Talpa occidentalis (Iberian mole)
Lineage: Eukaryota; Metazoa; Chordata; Mammalia; Eulipotyphla; Talpidae
Gene: SHC3
Product: SHC adaptor protein 3
Exons: 12
Coding region: 127-1896 (589 amino acids)
Biological process (GO): cell surface receptor protein tyrosine kinase signaling pathway; intracellular signal transduction
Cellular component (GO): plasma membrane
Molecular function (GO): receptor tyrosine kinase binding
Source: RefSeq, a predicted model, not a curated record
CCGGCUGGCUGUCCCGGGCCGCCGCGUCCCGCCCAGGGGCUCCAGGCUGGCCUGCUAUGCGCGGCAGCCCGCGCCGGGGCCGGCACCAGCAGCGCCCGGGCGCAUGCGGCGAGGCCACGGAGGGGCAUGCUUCCACGCACCAAGUACAACCGCUUCAGGAAUGACUCGGUGACAUCGGUCGAUGACCUUCUGCACAACCUGUCGGUGAGCGGCGGCGGCAAGGUCUCGGCGGCGCGCGCGGCUCGGGCGGCGACCCCCUACCUAGUGUCCGGCGAGGCGCUGCGCAGGGCGCCCGACGAUGGCCCGGGCAGCCUGGGCCACCUGCUCCACAAGGUGUCCCACCUGAAACUCUCCAGCUCGGGCCUCCGCGGCCUGUCGUCGGCCGCCAGGGAACGGGCGGGCGCCCGGCUCUCAGGCAGCUGCAGCGCGCCCAGCCUGGCCGCCCCGGACGGCAGCGCGCCCCCCGGCCCCCGCGCCCCGGCCAUGCGCGCGGCUAGGAAGGGCCGCCUCGGCGACGAGCCGCCGCCACGCGCCCCCCACUCCAGCGAGCAGGUGCAGGGCGCCGGAGUCACCUACGUCGUGAAGUACUUGGGGUGCAUUGAAGUUCUGCGCUCAAUGAGGUCUCUUGACUUCAGUACAAGAACACAAAUUACCAGGGAAGCCAUCAGCCGCAUCUGCGAAGCCGCCCCUGGUGCCAAGGGAGCCUUCAAGAAGAGAAAGCCUCCCAGCAAAAUGCUGUCCAGCAUCUUGGGCAAGAGCAACCUCCAGUUUGCGGGCAUGAACAUCUCCCUGACCAUAUCCACAGCCAGCCUAAACCUGCGCACGCCAGACUCCAAACAGAUUAUAGCAAAUCACCACAUGCAAUCCAUAUCCUUCGCCUCGGGGGGAGACCCGGACACAACAGACUAUGUUGCAUAUGUAGCCAAGGACCCUGUUAAUCGCAGAGCUUGUCACAUUCUGGAAUGCUGUGAUGGGUUGGCCCAGGACGUCAUUGGCUCCAUCGGGCAAGCCUUCGAGCUCCGGUUUAAGCAAUACCUGCAGUGUCCUUCCAAGAUUCCUGCUCUCCAUGACCGAAUGCAGAGUCUGGACGAGCCGUGGACAGAAGAGGAGGGAGAGGCCUCGGAUCGCCCAUAUUAUAACAGCAUUCCAAGUAAGACACCCCCUCCAGGGGGGUUUGUGGAUGCCCGACUGAAAGCCAGACCCCAGGCUCCUGACACAGCCCAGUUUGCAGGAAAAGAGCAAACUUACUACCAGGGACGACACUUCGGAGACCCGUUUGGUGAAGACUGGCAGCAAACACCUAUCAGGCAAGGGUCCUUGGACAUCUACAGCAUGCCAGAGGGGAAAGCACAAGUGGUCCCCACAGGAGAAGCCCCCACCUAUGUCAACACCCAGCACCUCCCUCUGCAGGCCGGGAUGGCCUCCGGCAGCAGCGCAGAGAGCAGCCCCCGCAAAGACCUCUUUGACAUGAAACCAUUUGAAGACGCACUCAGGAACCAGUCCUUGUGGCCUGUGCUGAGCAAGGCAGCCUCUGUGGAGUGCAUCAGCCCCGUCUCGCCCAGAGCCCCCGAUGCCAAGAUGCUGGAAGAACUGAAAGCAGAGCCUUGGUAUCAAGGAGAGAUGAGCAGGAAGGAGGCAGAGGGGCUGCUGAAGAGAGAUGGGGACUUCCUGGUCAGGAAGAGCACCACCAACCCAGGCUCCUUCGUUCUCACAGGCAUGCACAAUGGCCAGGCCAAACACCUGCUGCUGGUGGAUCCGGAAGGCACGAUCCGAACAAAGGACAGGGUUUUCGACAGCAUCAGCCACCUGAUCAACCAUCACCUGGAGAACAGCCUGCCCAUUGUCUCCGCUGGGAGUGAGCUCUGCCUCCAGCAGCCUGUGGAGAGGAGCACCUGACAGCUGUGCCUGUCCCCCUACAGCCGCAGUGGACAGGAGGACCGGUUCUUUGGCAGAUGGGUAUGGGGCCUUGGGAACCAGGCAGCACCCUGCAGGCACAAAGCCCUGUUCAAAAGCCCAGGAGGAAGACUUCUGUAAAGUGCAAGUUUCAUAAACUUGUUCCAAUUUCUCAUGUGCAUAUUAAAGGUGUACAUACCUAUACAUCCUGUACAAAUUAUCCCUCUAUAUUUAUAUUUUUUAAGACUAAAAAAGAUGUAAGACUAAUGUUCUGUGCUGUAUGUUUUUAAUGAAAAAAAGUUUGACUGUAGUUGUCUGGGCAAAAAUUUAAUUCCACGGACCCAUUCCACCAGAAAUUCCACUAGGAGGGUGUUACUGCAACUUUACCGAAUAAGCACAACACCAGGAGCAGAAGCAGCUGGAGGAAGGGCAAUAGACAUGGAACUAGAGUAGAACAAGGCAAAUGCUGCCCCCAAGGUCUAGCUCUGCACCUAGAACACGUGGCAUGCUAAUGGCAGCCACUCCUGGGGACGUGGGUGCCCUCCUCCCCUUCCUCCUGGCUGCCCACCGGGCCGCUGCAUCACAUCUGUGUGCUCCCGUUUCCAGCACCAGGUGGCUCUAGCAGCUGCACUGCAGAGCUGCAUCCCUCUAGCAGUUUCAGGGCCUGCUGAGCACAGAAAUAAUGUCCCUCUUGACCUCAGUUAUCCAGGCGGUCUUGGGAUUCAAUUUACUGCCAAAUAUGGCACAAAAUAAGCCUCACUGAUGAAGACCUUGACUGGCAAAUGCUCCCCUCGUUUUUAUCUUUAGAGUGACGGAACACAUGUCUGCAGAGGGGAGUCAGGCCAAGUCUGUUUCUAUGUUCUUCCAACCAACAGGCUUGAUUACAGGCCGCUGGAGUGGCUGUUGCUGGCAAAAUUCUCCUCCUGUAGAUUCCGUGGAGAAAUGCAUGUUGAGGAGUUGUGCCACAGAUGAUGCAAGUGCAGGUGCCCAGAUUUCAGCCCUGGGGCCGUUCAUAUCACCCUUCCUGCUGGGACCUCCUCUGCCUGAAGCCAAGGAGAAACACAAAAAUUUGGGACUUGCAUUUUGCAGUUCCACUUUGGGAUGACAACUGGGUAAAGCGAGUCAUCUCUGCAGCAGAUUUCCCAAAUGCUCUGCAAAGGGCGUGUGCCCAUGCACCAUUUUGUCUUGGUGCCAUCCUUCAAGAUAAAACAUUGAUUUCCCGCUGGGUCUUUUGGUAUUAGGAAGUCGAGAAUGUUUAUAAUUUAAAAAAAAAAUACACAUCUGAGUUGCGCUGACCAUGUGAUUUAACAGACACUGUCUUUUAAAGGAUGAAAGGAUUCAUCCAUUUGCUGGCACCAUCUCAGUGUAUCUACCACAUGUGCCGUCACCCCAGUGAACCCCACCCCUAGGUAUGGCACCCUUUAAACAGGGCAACAGAAAGUCACUCUGCACACAGAGCGUUGUACAGUGAUACAGUUGAUGCUUCAAGAUUGAGGUAUAAAGCAUAGAUUUGAAAAACUCUAAUGAGUACUAGUCUGCAAAUUUCAAAUGCUAAGUAUGCAAAUCCUAUUUCUACUUUUGGGUGUGUGGCCAGGUUGGAAGGAUGAGGUAGAGUUAAUCUGUGAGGAUGAGUUGGAAUAGGUUGAUAGCUUCCUUUGUGGCCUUCUUUGCAGUUUUUGUCUCUUGAGGGUCCAGUGAAUCUAAGGUGGCAGUGGCUUCAAUCUUCUGGGAUGUUCUGCAGUGAACUAGAAUUCUAUGGAGAAUCUGGCACUAGUUGAGGGGUUCUGGUUUCAGGGUCAGUAUGGGUAACCAAUUAUUCAGAAACAGAGGGGUGUUACCAGAGAUUUGGGCAGUGUCUGGAUCAGGCUCUCACCCUGGGACUGGUAAAUUUGGGGCACAGGGAGCUUGGUCUGCAUUCUCCAGUGUAUAGAGGCCCUUGGGAUAUGUAGAUAAAGUGACUUUUCUCUCAAUAGUGGAAGGUGUGUAAGGCCAAAUAUUAGUGUCAAGGGCACAGCACAGUAGGAAACCAGAGUGAGGAACAGGAAGCCCUGAACACUUGAUCUUCAUUUUCCCCUCUUGGGGAUGGACAGAGUUGUGAUCUGCAGCUUGAGUAGCUCUCUGCUUUGAAGUCAGUGUCUCACUGGAGAUAUACAAUAUUGAUAGAUUAUGGGUUUUUGCAUGAGAAUCAAUUUAAAAAAUUAAGGGAACUGGGGGAUCAAAUUUUGUUUUGAUAUUAACUCCAAAUACAUGUUUUAAAGCUCAAAUGGCAAGCUUGCUAACCAUGGAACGGUGCCAGAUGGGAAAGUGGUAUCCACCCUAGCAGCCAGACACAUCCAGUGGCAGUCACUUCCGUCUCCCUGCCUCCCACUGUAAGGCGUGUUAGAGCGCACGCUGUCAUCUCAUUUCUUCCUUCAAGUGCCAUGUGAUGGGCAUCACUGUACAACUCCUAAAUAGAUGGGGAAACUGAGGCUCAAAUGCUGCCCCACCCUGCUCAAGGCCAUGUGGUCCACAGGUCGCAGGCUGUCAUCACUCUUAGCAUCCCUAGAGCUCUGGACUCCGAGGCAAACUUGGCAGGGCCCUCUUCCAGUCCCCACUGGGUCUCUCCUCCGAGCCCCCCAUGCCUAUUCAGGUCCAGCUGCUAAACAGCCAGCCCCAGGGAGCAGCACUAUGUGUGUGCCCAGAGCAUCCACCUCCCCGGGCAUGGAGACUGUGCAAAGGGCCGCCCUGGGCAACCGGACAGUGCUGGAACCUUCUGUCCCUUUCAUGGCCCCCAGCCACUGACCCCAGGUCUUGGCGUGAACUGGGAGCACAUGGUGGGUUCCAGCAGUCCUAAAAUUGCCCCAUUGCCAAGCAGCCCUGAGACCCCUGUAUCAUCCCUCUCGCCACACCGUCCUGAACCCAGGGCAGUGUGUCUCUGACAUUCUCAGCCUGCUGAGCACUGUGGAGCCCCAUGGGGCUGCUCCUUGCUGUUUUAAGUCAGCAUCAAUUUUUGAUGACCAAGGACACGCUGAACAGCUCAUUGGACAGCCUGAUAAAGACACAUUCAAACAGCUGCCCAUCUGAAACGUAUGCUAAAUGGCCACUUUUGGGCUUUUUAGAUGAGACAUCAAAGUGCUGGUAUCUGCUCAGCCUUGAUGCAGGUCUCCUUUAAGCAACGAUCUUGUUUAAAACCAUCUCUCCGGUGCUGAGGUAGAUGAACAGGAGCCCCCUUGAGGCACCUGUAGUGCCUGAGGGUCUCUUGCUAGGGGAGGGCACCACCCACUGCUUCCAGGGAAGACAAAGGGCCAGCCCCAGGUGGAGGAAGGGCUUGGCUUAGGAGGAUGGGCAGGCCCAUGGGAAGAGGAAUGGAGCAAGCAGCACUUUGUGCAGCCCCAAGCUCAGGACACUGUCCACCAAGGCUCUUGGCUCCAUGCCUGUCCAGCUCCCAAAACGGAGCUUCCCCUUCAGGUAGCGCCAGACCCCAUGUGGCUCCCUUCUAUAAGCAAUGCUUGAGAACCAGGAUCCUGGUCCCAUUUCUCCUGCUAAGCUGCCAUAAGAAGCCCAGCCACAUGGGUCCUUGGAUCAUGGCCUCCUCGGGCAGUGCCAGCAGUGUUGGAUGUGUCUGUCCAGCCUCAGCUCCAGCAGCUCAGCCAUGUGGCCCAGGCUGUUGCUGGGGGUCUGGGAGCUGUGACUCGCCACCUGCACCCAGGGCUGUGCCGUCCCCAGCCUGAUGUCGGGGUCGGAGACUGCAUGCUAGCAGGAAGGAAGGCACUUCCUGGGAUACUUCAGCCACAAAUGUGUGCUCUCUUGAGAUGUGGGCCCUUUGGGGGGGGGGCACACAGGUGCCUCUCAUCUUUCCAUGGGUCUGCCCUUCCUUCCGUGUUCAGCUGUCAUCUAUAAAGGUCUGCGUGAAAGGGGCAGUCCAACUCAAAACAAGGGGGAGACAUGGAGAGACUGCAGCCAGGGAGUGCCAUCACACAAGCCUUGGCCUGGGGCUUCAGAAAAGUACUCUGGGUUCUGGAGUGAAACUCUUCAGCUUGGUCCUGAGAAAGAUGAACUGGGAAAACUGCUUUACUGGAGCAUGUUGCCAUCCUGGAGCUGUCACUGCUCUCCAGAGGACAAGAAGCGAGGCUGCACCGGUACAGGGCAGGUGGAGGGACCCAUUUUCCCUUGAAGAAGGGGUAGCCAGGUGGUGUGCCAAGGGGGUCAGAUGCCAGCGGCUGACUCUAGGACCAAGUGCAGGACUUAUCAGGGUCCUUUAUGGCUUGUGCCUGCAGCUUCCCAUUCCCCCCAUGGAAAAUGGCAGGUGGCUCUUCCCUCCAUGGGUUUCACAUUUAGGUGGCCUCCCUUUGCAAAGUGCAUAACAGCAUCGGUCAUUUACACAGACAGAUGAAGAAGUGUUCCUACUCCUCUUGCUUAGUUUUUGGUCCUUCAGAAGGACCCCAAGGGAGAGUAUGAGUGCAUGUGGUUUCUCUGGGUGCCAAUCCCAGAGUGGGGAAGGGGAAGAAGCAGACGAGGAGGUUGCAGCUGAGCAGGUCACCAGGGCAUGGAUAACUCAGCACCCUGGAGACUGCAUGAGACAGGGCUGAACCUGUUUCAGAGCUAAACCUCCCAGGUGGGGGGAAAGCCGGGCAUCUACUCACUUGGCCCAUCACUAAAGGAAGGCCCCCAUGUCCUGAAGGGCCCCAUACACACCGAGCACAUUUCCCGAAUUCAGAGUUCUUAACAGAGAGACAAACUUUCCUGCAAAAUAGCCUUGGAGUAAAGACAAACAUCAGAGCCCCCCAGGGUUCCUAACCCAGUAGUUUCAGAUGAGGCUCAAGAACUUGCAUUCUAAUAAACUGCAGGUGAUGCUGGUGGGAAAUCUAGACUUUCAGAGCCACCAUAGAUGUGAGUUGCUGUCCUUAACUGCCUCUUACUAAUAGCUUUCCUCUCUAAUCUAUGGUGAUGUUUUCUUGUCACUUCAUGUCAGAGAUCCCAGGGUCCAUACUGCUGGUUUAAAAGUGGAGGAUUAAUAGGCAUUUAUAACUCCAUAUAAUCAUUGCUGCAGAUAAAAUACCAUCUGCCAGCCACGAUUUAUUUAUAAUGGGGUUUAUACAUAUUUAUAAGUUUGCAAGCAACAAAUACACAGUUUUAAAACUGGCACAAUUUAUAGCAGCCAGAAAAAUUGCAACUUUAUACCAGGACUUGUGAAUGUCAAUCGCACACGUAUAUAUACAUAUGCGUAUGUAUAUACAUACACACAUGUACACCUGCAUUGGUGACACAGAUGUGCAUCUGUCUGGAUGUAUGCACAGGCAGGUUGACUGUGUGAUUUGCACCUCUGGACCUCCUUGGGUUUUUGUAUUUUAACAAAAACAGUUUUAAUAAGGAUGACUAGAAAGUUAAGCAUAGGUUAAGAGUUUGCACUCUUAAGAGUGAGGACUGACAUGUCCUGGCACCUGUGACAUGGAGGGGAGUCUGGGCUGCUGUGGGUGAGGGGACCCCAGUGCCAAGAAAGGAGGAAGGCCGCAGGGUAGAGGGACUGUGAGAAAUGGAAGAGGGAUAGCAGGGAAAAGAAGCCAGUCAGGUGUAGACAGGGAAAGGGAAAGACAGAUGAGGGUAAAGAGGACAGAGUGGGGAGGUAGACAGCAGAUCCAGAUAGAUGUCUGGUACUUACCACAGCUCCUCAAGUCAGAGGCCACCCAGGAAGAACAAGAAGGGGCAGGUGUGGGGUAGGGAACCUUAUCACUGUGGUUGGAGGACAAGAGCUGUCUUCCCAGUGUGCAUGUGGCACUGCUGGAUGACCUUUCUAGCCAGCUUUCUCUUGGCCUUAUCUGAACUAACAUAUAGGCUCUGGGCUCCUGGGACAGAACUGUGAAGGGACGUGUGUUCUGCCUGCCUGAGUUGGUACUCUGCUAGAAAACAGACACCACAUAGUAGGGCAGCAAGACUCGCCUGAGGCCAUGGCCAAGUUAAUGGGACCAUGACAGGGCAUUCCAGGUGACAGCCUGAAAACUUUUCAAAGUGGAGGCCCAGAGGGUGGCGGUGUCAGAGCAGGUGGGCUGAGGAGGAGGGUAGAAACUCCUUGUGCACAAAAUGGCCCAGUGUUAGAUAGUAGCAGUGAGGUUGUUUCCCCUCCUGCCCUGGAUCAGUGGAUUCAGACCCAAAACAGACAGCCUUCUUCCCUGAAGGCUGAGAAGCUACUGUCACUGAGGGCUGUGCAGGGGAUGAAAUAUCUUCUUACAACUUCAAGUUUCUUUUUGUUGUUUCACCUGGAACUGUUGUAGAUAGAAAAACACACACACAUGGAGGGCAUGCUGUGGUCCUGAGUGUUUGAGAUCAUUCAUUCAUACUCACCUAGGACAGUUUUACCACAACCAAAGUUUGCAACUACUGAAUCAAGCGACAAUUAGCAAAGCAGAAAUGAAUGAGCCAAUGCAUCUUUGAACAUUGAAAUUACCUUUUUCUGUAACAACUCUGUGUUGGUUGCAAGUGGAAUGUUCUCUGUUGAUUUGACUUUUGAAUAUAACUUGUUUCAGAAUAAAUAUUGUAAAAUUAAGUACGUGAAUGUUCUUUGUAUUCAGAAUUAAACACUGCUGUUUCAGUCCAAGGACAGGAGAGAACUCCAUGUAAAUUUAAUGUGUAAUAAUAAGAUAUUUAUUACUUUUUCAAAAGGGUUUGGAUGGCAGAUUAUACAUAUUGAUAAAUAUUAUUUGAAAAUACUGUGUUCUGUUUUCCAUUAACUUUUGUGAAACAAACAAACAAAAUUAUUUGUAAAGGUCCCUGUUCAGUUGAUUGCCAAUCUGCCACUUUCCACUUUGAUACUGGAAUGGAAUUGGUUUUUAAACAUCCCUGAGGAGUGGAAAUACAACACCAAUUUCAACUUUUUUGAUCUCUGUUCUAUGAAAAAUGAGAAACCUAAAUUAUCUGGCCAACAUUGAGAGAUUUGAGAAAACAGUGACAAAGACAAUUGGCAAAAAAUUCCCUCCUCACCUCCAACAAAUCCACUUCACUCCUACAGGAAAUGAUGUGGUUUCCAGUUGUGAGCCCUUGGUGACGCACCUGGUGCACCCCUACAUUCCUGGGGAGCCAAGCGAGGUGCCAAAUGGCAUCCCCCGUGUCGCUCUGAGAAGAGGGUGUCACGGCUAUUCAGGCAAUGCUGCACUUCUCCUUGUCAUUGGUUAUGGGAAAAUGUGCCUUCAUUUUCGGAAUAGCGGUGUGUGCAUUUCUGAUUAUGUAGCAAACCCUCUGACUUUUGACUUAAAUACUAAAAACAUUUGGGUGUUGAGGUUUUGCACUCAUAGAUACAAUUUAAAAGCAUGGACUUGGUAAUUUAAUUAGAAGUUUUCUAUAAAAUAAACCUUGUUACGUUUCUGUGAAAGGCUCUUUAUUAGCAUAGAGGAAUCAUGGGUGGAGAGAGAAACACCGUUUUCUAAAUAAUUCAUUGUUUAGAUGACUGUCCAUGUAAGUCUGUUGGCAAUAAAGGAUAUUGUGA